AUGGGCUGCAGACCUUCCCAACCUGCUGAAGACCGGAGACGUGGCCCCACGCCCAGGAAGGGCUGGGAAGAGGGANCACAGGCUGAUGUCAGUGUGUCUCAUUCCGGGGAGAAUUGCAGCCCCCAGAUGGAAGCUGCUCUGACCAAGAAUACUGUGGACAUUGCAGAAGGCCUGGAACAAGUCCAGAUGGGAAGCUUCCCUGGAACCAUUUUAGAAAAUUCUCCAUCUCCUAGUGAAAGAAACAGACAAGGAAAUUCAGACCUAGUGACCAAUGGAUUAACCAAUAAACCCCAACCCCUAGAGAUUCCAGAGCGACAGAAGUCAUCAGAUAUCCUGGAGGAACUAAUUGUUCAAGGAAUAAUACAAAGCAAAGUAUUUAGAAAUGGAGAAUCAUAUGAUGUCAUGGUGAAUAUGACUGAGAAGCCAUUGAGAAAGCCACCUGCCAGACUAAAAAAACUCAAGAUCACAAAGCAAGAGAAAGAUUUCACAAUGAAGGACAUCGAGGAGAAGAUGGAGGCUGCUGAAGAAUGCAGGAAGUCUAAAGAAGAAGAAAUAAGAAAAAGGCUACAGAGUGACCGACUUUUGCCUUCAACCAAUCAUUCAGAUUCAGCUAAACUAGGUGGGGCUGAGGCUGCAUUUGCCAAAGGACUUCAAAGGGUGAGGUCGGCUGGGUUUGAACCAUCUGACCUGCAGGGAGGAAAACCAUGGAAGAGGAAGAAAAGUAAAAGUGAUGCAACCUUGAUUGACAGAAACGACAGUGAUGAAAGUUUUGGGAUCGUGGAGUCAGACAUGUCUUACAACCAAGCAGAUGACAUAGUCUACUAAGCCAUUUUUUUGUGAAUUUCAUAAGCCGUCAUUAAUUCUCCCCAUUCGUGACAUUUUGUAGUAUGUCUCAGAUUCUAUGACUGCCUGACCUCAUUCCACUGGGAUUUCUGCCUUGGGCUUAAGGAUGAUUGUGUGGACUGCAUGGGCCGAAGGUUAGUUGAGUAAAUUAAAUAGCUAUGCUAGAUUUAAUAAAGGAGCGAGGGGAAACUUGAUCAGCUUGGAUAUUUGGCACUCUCAUUUGUGUGGCAUCAAACACCGUGGCAAUGUCUUUAAUGUGUAAGUGCCUUCAGCUCACGUGAAUAUGUUCAUGCCAAAUGAAAUCCUUCCUGUUCUCCUGCCUGGUGGCGGUGUCCAUCUUCUUCUGGUCCUUUAAGACAAAUUACAUGGAUUCGUGUUAAGUAUUUUAAUGA
This is a messenger RNA of Cebus imitator (Panamanian white-faced capuchin), 1235 nucleotides long. RefSeq names its product stathmin domain containing 1 (gene STMND1). Gene Ontology annotation, molecular function: tubulin binding. Lineage: Eukaryota; Metazoa; Chordata; Mammalia; Primates; Cebidae. Bases 1 to 825 code for a protein of 274 amino acids. Gene Ontology annotation, cellular component: cytoplasm; neuron projection. Gene Ontology annotation, biological process: microtubule depolymerization; neuron projection development; regulation of microtubule polymerization or depolymerization. The record is from RefSeq and is a predicted model, not a curated record. The transcript has 5 exons.